AUGGCACAAGAUGCGUUGGCAUUGAUGGAUUAUCUCAACUGGGAGUCUGCUCACGUGGUGGGAAUCAGUAUGGGCGGCAUGAUCUCGAUGGAGCUAGCAUUGGCAGCUCCAAAGCGAGUGAAGUCACUCACGCUAAUUGUAACAACUCGAGGGAGGUUCGUUGAGGAUCCUCGCUCCAAGGGACCCAUGAAGGAGACCAUGGAUGCUACCGACCCCGAUGCUGUCGCCAAGGCCCAGCUGAAGCUGCUCUACAGUGACGUUUACUUGGACCAGCCGAUGUCUUUCGGGGACCAGACUAGGCGUCAAGUCGUGUUCGAGUAUCUGGAGAAACGAGCCAAGGCACGGGUGAAGCCGGGUUUGCUCGGGACGAUCAACCAAUUUCUGGCUGUCCGUACGCACUGGAUUUCGGAUGAACGCCUUGCGGCCAUCAUCGAUGCUGGCUUCCCGAUUCUCCUGGUCGGAGGCGCUAUGGACAUCCUCAUUCCGCCACGUGAAAUGCAGGCACUGCGUCAGCACCUGAAAGGAGAUCACGUGGAGACGCUUUUCUUUGAGCAAGGCGGGCACGGCAUCAUUCUCCAGUACCCGGAAGAAAUCGCAGACAGUGUCACAGGGAUGUUGCUGCGUUGCUAA
Messenger RNA from Phytophthora sojae, 630 nucleotides. RefSeq lists its product as hypothetical. NCBI's taxonomy places the organism in Eukaryota, Oomycota, Peronosporomycetes, Peronosporales, Peronosporaceae. The record is from RefSeq and is a predicted model, not a curated record. The transcript has a single exon. The coding region runs from base 1 to 630 and encodes 209 amino acids.